AGUUUGGGUAAGGUUUAGGUUGUAAAAUUAUUGCAGUUUUGGGUUUGGAUGGAAUAAUAAAAAAUAGAAUAAGCUGACACAAAGAAGGUCUAGGGAAGUGAGAAAGAGAAGAAGAGUCUAAAACUAAAGCGAACGACUUUGGAAACCCAGAGGCAGCGCCUGAAUCAAUCAAUUCUAAAUUCCUAUUUGUCCUCAAAAACCCAAGCAAAGAAUAACAGAAAUCAGUACCCAUUUUUUAUUUUUUCCCUUUCAAUUUAAACACAAAAAGCUAAAGUUUCAGUCCUUGUAUUGGAGACUGGAAACACACCUCUUCACACUUCUCUUUCUCUCUCUCUCCAAAAUCCUUUUUUCCAUAAUAUUUAAACCCUAAGCAUGAUUUCAUCACUACUUUAGGUAUUUAUAUCACCAGUCCCACUAGGCCAAACUUUAAGAAUAAUAAACUCCAUUGCCAUUUUGUGUGUUUUUCUUUUCUCCACCAAACUGCCUACUUAGAAGAAAAAGAAGAGAGCAAGAGUUUUUGUUGGCAAUGGUGAUGGAUGGUGUUGUUUGGAUCAGAGAAGAAGACGACGACAAUACUAAUGUACACAAAUAGAAACGAUUAUAGGGCAAGAAACAACACCUAGAAAUCCCUCAAACAUGGUAUCUUGCUGUUGUAAGAUUCCCAUUUUUGUAUUCAUCUUUCUUCUUCUUGUUAUUUCUUCUUCAAUUUGUGCCACUCAUUCCUCGGAAACCGGCAAUUCCCAAGCAAAUAAUCAAACAUUCCGACCAGAAGAAGAGUCGAAGAAGCUGAAACUAGUAAGGGAACGACUCAACAAGAUCAACAAGCCAGCACUGAAGACGAUUCAGGCAAUUAAUCUUAUUUGCCUCACUUGUCGAUCUCCUCUGUUUGCGUUCUGUUUUACUUUUUCUCUAAAUACUUGUCUUUUUUCUUUUUUUUUGUGCGUGCAGAGUCCAGAUGGUGAUAUUAUAGAUUGCGUCUUAUUGCGUCAUCAACCAGCUUUCGAUCAUCCUAAAUUAAAAGGAAAAAAACCAUUGGAUCCACCGGAGAGUCCAAAUGGUCAUAAUCGAAAGGGAAUGGCGGCGGAAGAUUUUCAGAUGUGGAUGAUGUCGGGUGAAUCGUGUCCGGAAGGAACAAUUCCAAUCAGAAGAACAACAGAAGGAGACAUGUUAAGGGCCUCUUCUGUUGCAAGUUUUGGAAAGAAACCGACAAGACUUGUUAGAAGAGACUCGACUAGCGAUGGCCAUGAGCAUGCAGUUGGGUAUGUGAGCGGAGAUGAAUAUUAUGGAGCAAAAGCUAACAUCAAUGUGUGGGCACCUCGGGUCUCUAAUCAAUACGAAUUCAGCUUAUCUCAAUUGUGGGUCAUUUCUGGUUCAUUUGGCGACGAUCUCAACACCAUUGAAGCUGGAUGGCAGGUGAGUCCAGAGUUAUAUGGGGACUAUUAUCCAAGAUUCUUCACUUAUUGGACCAGCGACGCAUACCAAGCAACAGGGUGCUAUAAUUUGCUGUGUUCAGGAUUUGUGCAAACUAAUAAUAGAAUUGCUAUUGGAGCUGCAAUCUCCCCAACAUCAUCAUAUGGUGGCGGACAAUUUGACAUUAGUCUAUUGGUUUGGAAGGAUCCAAAGCAUGGGAAUUGGUGGCUGGAAUUCGGAUCAGGGAUUCUGGUAGGAUAUUGGCCAUCAAUAUUGUUCACCCACCUCAGAGAUCGUGCAAGCAUGGUACAAUUUGGUGGAGAAAUAGUGAACUCAAGUCCAGGAGGUUCCCACACGUCAACAGAGAUGGGGAGUGGUCAUUUCGCUGGGGAAGGCUUUGGAAAGGCUUCUUAUUUUCGAAAUCUGCAAGUUGUUGAUUGGGAUAAUAACUUGAUCCCAUUACCAAACCUUAAGGUCCUUGCUGAUCAUCCUAAUUGCUAUGACAUCCAAGGAGGUAUAAAUUCUGUUUGGGGCAAUUAUUUUUAUUUUGGAGGACCUGGAAGAAAUGUCAACUGCCCUUAAAGCCAAGGGUAUUGGAAUUAGAUGCUUUUUUUUUUUUUAAAAUUAUUUUACUAUAUACAUAUUCCUUCAAUACUUUUUUUGGGUGGUCAUUCAUCUGUGAGUUUGGGUCUUUUUGGGGAAUUUUUAUAGUAAUUAUUUUUCCUUUUCUUAAUCCCAUUUUUUUGUCUAUAUUGUUCUCUUUUUAUCUUUACUAGCAGGUGUCUAUUAAUUAUACCAGCUUUAGGACUUUAUGUAAUUGUGGAAAAAAUAGUGAAAUAAGCAUGGGGUGUGAAAUUUUUCUUUUUGGUUGGAAA
Molecule: messenger RNA, 2285 nt
Organism: Gossypium arboreum
Lineage: Eukaryota; Viridiplantae; Streptophyta; Magnoliopsida; Malvales; Malvaceae
Exons: 6
Coding region: 637-1992 (451 amino acids)
Source: RefSeq, a predicted model, not a curated record